AUGAUUCAGAGGUUGGCGGUUAAGAAGGAGUUGUUCGAUAGGACGUAUCCGUUGAUUUUCAACAUGAUGGCAAGGGGCUCGGAGGAGUUGCAGGAGAUGUGUAUUGUGUGGAGGGAUUGGAGGACUGUGAGGGAGGGGUGGGGGCUGAAGGGGUUGGUUUUUAGAGAGGUUAGGGAGCGGGAGCUGUUGGGGAGCGGGAGGGACAAUGAGUACAUGGAGUUUAUGCUUAGGAGGUGGAGGAAGACUUUUGGUGACGGGGUCAAGAGCGAAGGUGGUCAUUUGCAGGGGGAAAGGAAGCGGAAGGGGGUGCGGAUUCGAAUGGGUGUUGUGGAAGAGGUCUCGACAUGA
Molecule: messenger RNA, 348 nt
Organism: Cadophora gregata
Lineage: Eukaryota; Fungi; Ascomycota; Leotiomycetes; Helotiales; Ploettnerulaceae
Exons: 1
Coding region: 1-348 (115 amino acids)
Source: RefSeq, a predicted model, not a curated record